AUGGCUAUCUCGAGUGAAAAUGUUGUGGUGUCUCCAGAGUCUCCGCUGGCACCUCAGUUGGAGAGGAGUGAGAAAUUCUACUUCAGUGAUGGGAAUUUGAAUGUUGUGGUCGGUAACGACACGAACCCAGUCCGAACCGAGUAUUUCAUCCAUCGAUACUUCUUCCUUCGGGACUCUCCUCGUCUGGCGGAACAGAUUACAACGUCGGGAGAAUUCUUCCUCUCAUUAGUAGGCAUCGAACCCCGCGAGUUCGACGCCUUCCUUUCCGUUCUUUACCCCCAAAACUUCGAAAAAGGCGAUAUCCACUCUGUCGAAGACUGGGCCGCCGUCCUCCGCUUCUCCACCGAAUGGGGCUUCGAAUCCAUCCGUUCCCUCGCCAUUGAGCGUCUAGCGCCCAUCGCCACACCCGUCGACAAGAUCGUCCUCGGCAGGGAGUGCAAAGUCCAGCAGUGGCUCGUACCUAGCCUCGCGAAGCUGUCUCUGAGGGAGGAGUUCCUCAGUCGCGACGAGAGCCGACGUCUUGGUGUUGACGACUUCUAUCUCAUCGCCUCUGUGCGCGAGCGUCUACAUGCGAACGGAGGAGACCUCCACGAGGACGACGUUUCUGAGGAGGUGUCACAGCUUAUACCUCCCGAGCCUGAGCCUGAGCCUGUACCGGAACCGUCCCUCGAGGAACAGGACCGAGAGCCAUCUCCUGCGCUGGAGCCGUCUGUCGCGCCCGACGACGUGAGCGCCGUCCCGCCCUUGGUUCCGCUUGACGAGGUCGCACUCGCUCAGCAAGGAGAAUCGCCCGAAUCCUUGCACGAACACGAAGUUGACUUCUCUCAUCCCACCGUGAACGGAAUUCAUGCGAACCACGACGAACCCAACGGCCUCCGACUCGAGCCCUCUGCCCAAGGCACUUCCGAGGCAGAACCGGGCCAAGAUUCGGCUUCAGGUGUUCGGUUCGAUACCCCAGUCGCUACUUCCAUCGAUGGCGGGGAGUCCAUUCGCGCCGAGGAGCCAUCUCCUACUGCGAAUGGCCAUGAAGAAACGCAGGUGCCACCCUCGCCACCAUCUAUGCCGGACAACUUCGGCGACUAUCCUUCAGCUGCAGCGCCUGCCGAGGUCAAGCCUACGGAGCAACCACCCCUUCCUCCUAGAUCGGUCCCGACCACCAACGGCUCCGUUCCGCUCAACCCCUUCUCACCUCAGUCCGACAAGGAAAUCGAACGAAGCCGUGCUCCGUACGCAAGCCCUCGUGCCCCCGCCGCCGCUGGCAUCAACGGCAACGGCUCGACCCCUCCUCGCGCCAAACCAGAACAACCUGCAUCGACUCCCAGAACGUCCAUCGCCGGCAUUCCUUCCGUUACGCCCGACAAAGACACGCUCAACCGCGUGCCUACCAUGGGCAAGUCCGUGUCGCGCGCUUUAUCUAGCUGGGGUCCGAAUGGAUUGUUUGGAAGGACUGCGUCGAGGGAGGGUUCUGUUGAGCCUGCGUCGGGUCGUUCGACGCCCGACUCGGCUAUCAUGUCGGGUCCUGAGCAGGGGAAGAAGAAGAAGAAUACGAGGGGCGGGAAGAAGAAGGGUAAGAAGGUGGGUCCGACGUUCUAA
Messenger RNA from Stereum hirsutum FP-91666 SS1, 1593 nucleotides. RefSeq lists its product as uncharacterized. The record is from RefSeq and is a predicted model, not a curated record. The transcript has 3 exons. Lineage: Eukaryota; Fungi; Basidiomycota; Agaricomycetes; Russulales; Stereaceae. Bases 1 to 1593 code for a protein of 530 amino acids.